Canis lupus familiaris (dog) is the source of this 451-nucleotide messenger RNA. RefSeq names its product corticosteroid 11-beta-dehydrogenase isozyme 1-like. The record is from RefSeq and is a predicted model, not a curated record. The coding region runs from base 31 to 390 and encodes 119 amino acids. Lineage: Eukaryota; Metazoa; Chordata; Mammalia; Carnivora; Canidae. Gene Ontology annotation, molecular function: 11-beta-hydroxysteroid dehydrogenase (NADP+) activity; steroid binding. The transcript is spliced from 2 exons. Gene Ontology annotation, biological process: steroid catabolic process. Gene Ontology annotation, cellular component: intracellular membrane-bounded organelle; endoplasmic reticulum membrane.
CUUAACCCAUUUCCUUAUUAUUUAGGGAAAAUGUCUUCUCCACUUGUUGCACCCUAUUCUGCAAGCAAAUUUGCUCUGGACGGAUUUUUCUCCUCUGUCAGGAUGGAACAUUCAGUGACCAAGGUCAAUGUGUCGAUCACUCUCUGUAUCCUCGGCCUCAUAAACACAGACACAGCCAUGAAGGCCGUUUCUGGGAUACUCAGCACAGUAGGAGCAUCUUCAAAGGAAGAAUGUGCCCUGGAGAUCAUCAAAGGGGGAGCUCUGCGCCAAGAGGAAGUGUACUAUGACAACUCAGUCUGGACAGCUUUCCUACUGGGAAAUCCAGGGAGGAAGAUCCUGGAAUUCUUGUCAUUAAGAAGUUAUAAACUGGACAAAUUUAUAAACAACUAAGCACUUCCUUAGGAUGCGGCAUGGGAAGGGACUGUUCAUCCUGAUAUUACCUGAGCUCCAU